CACAAAAUACACCCGUACAAAAUACACCCAAGCAAACUGCACCAGCACAAAAUACACCCGUACAAAAUACACCCAAGCAAACUGAACCAGCGCAAAAUACACCCGUACAAAAUACACCCAAGCAAACUGCACCAGCGCAAAAUACACCCGUACAAAAUACACCAGCGCAAAAUACACCAGCGCAAAAUACACCCGUACAAAAUACACCCAAGCAAAGUUUACCCGUUCAAAACACACCAACACAAGGUGCGCCAGUUCUAAAUACACCAACACAAGGUGCAAAGACUCCAACACAAGGUGCGCCAGUUCCAAAUACACCAACACAAGGUGCAAAGACUCCAACACAAGGUGCGCCAGUUCUAAAUACUCCAACACAAGGUGCAAAGACUCCAACACAAAAUGCAAAGACUCCAAAGACUCCAAUACAAAGUUCAUCGGCUCCAAAGACAUCAGGCGCGCCGGUUCCAAAUACGCCAACACGAGGUGCGUCUGUUCAAAAUACACCAUCACGAGGUGCGCCUGUUCAAAAUAUGCCACCAUCGGUUCGAGGUACGCCGACGCAAAACAAUCCAGUUCAAAAUGCGAAUGGUGAUAAUAUUCCAACACAACCGCCAGAACCAAACACUGCUAAAGCAGCAAGUAAAUCUAGACCUAUGGAUCCACCUCGAACAACAAUAACUCAUGAUGUUUGUAAAAAUAAAAUUAAUUGUACACCUGACCCACCGGGCGCAACGUGCGAAAAAUUUACACUACAACCGCCCCACCAGAUACCGCGGUGUUUUUCGACCGUUGUUACCGACACAAAAGCUGAUGGUAGUGAAGCUACAUAUACCACUUACGUCCCACCAAGCACUGUUGUUUUAUUACAAGUAGUUACAGGCGCCGUAGCGGAUGACUCAAUUGAUGCUUUAGGAAUAAGUGGAUCUAAUAACUUAAGAAAUAGUG
Molecule: messenger RNA, 945 nt
Organism: Racocetra persica
Lineage: Eukaryota; Fungi; Glomeromycota; Glomeromycetes; Diversisporales; Gigasporaceae
Source: the annotation of a GenBank genome assembly